AUUUAUCCAUAAAUUUAUAUGUCUGAUCCAUCCAAUAGUCGUUGGAACAAUUUGAAAGAAUUUCAGAAGAAAUUAAAAGUGAACAAGUAUGAAGAACAAAAGGGGAUUAACGAAGAAUAUCAGAAUAAUCCUGACAAAGUUCUAAAAAUACAUACAAAUAUUGACGAAGAUUAUGAGAUACAUCCCUCUGAGAAUAGUUCAGUGAUUGAAGUGAACAAAGUAGAGGACUCCAGAGAAGCGAAGACAUCGAAUGAAAAGGAAGUCAAUACUGAGUCUGAUGUUGAGAGCAAUGGCACAGUUAUUGUUUAUGAUGAACCUGAAGGAUAUUCAAACCCUAUUGCAGAACUUGGCUAUGACCCUCACACCCAUGCUAGCGAUAGUAACGAGUAUAUGGAAGAAGUAAUUGAGGUGAAUGAGUCUGAUACUGUUAGCGAGCCUGAACUUUCAAUGAAGGAAAAAUAGACAAUUGAGAAGAAGCAAAGAACGACAGAAAAUUACUUUAGGAGGGGAAAUUAAAUAUACUGAAGAGGAUUAUAAAUAGAAUGAAUUUAAUCAAAUAUACAUACCAUGAUAGCCCAGGGAGUAGAGAAGGAGAAAUAAAUUUGGGCAGUGAAGUAUCAGAAGAAAAUUUUAUUCAAAAUGAUUCACAAGAGAUGUACUCCUCCGAAUCUCCCUCAAAGGAAACUUACUCAAAUUCAAAUAUUAUAAAUGUUGAUUCAGUUCACUUGUAUGAAAAGGAGCCUCAGGUUGCCAAAGAAAUAGAAAUCGAAAAAGGGAGAAACUAUAAAGAUGCUUUGCAGACGCUUUAUGAAAAGACUAGUACUUCUCUCACCAGGAAUAACAUUGACUCAGUGAAUAAAAAUAGUAAAACCAAGACUGACAGCAGCAUUUUUACCUUACAAGGAAAGCUAGAGAAAGAAUCAAUAGAGGACUUUAAAGGCAAUAAUGACCAAAACUGGAUUGAAAUUGUGAACAAAUUAAAGGCUGAGAACAUGAAACUCAGACAAGAGAAUAUUAAACUCCAAGUUUCUAUCUCAGAGCUCGAUCAGCAGCAUAGAGAGGAAAUAGACAAAGUUAAAAGCCAAAGUUUGAAAGCUAUAAAGGAACUUGAUAAUAUUAUUGCAAUGAAAGACCAAGAGUUUCAGAAAAUAGUAGAUGAGCUCAAUAGCCAGAUUAGACUCGCCAGAAGUUCUAAUAUCAGUUCUUCUACCGGAUCUAGGGUUAGUGCCUCAAGUCGUGAACAAAAGGUGAAAUAAGGCAAUUCCUUUACAUAGCAUAAAAUCAAGAAAAAUAGAUAAAAAUCCUCAGAAGAAAGCCGAAAUCUAUGUCAAGAAUAAAAUAGAGAAUUAUGAUCAAAAAAAUAGAAAUACUUUUGGAAGCGGGAAGAAUGCAAAUAUGAAAAAUCGGAUGAAUUCAUUGCAGAAAGUAUCUUCCAAUUAUCAUCGGAAUAAAAGCAGACAAGUGAAUCAGUCGAUGAGAUACACAAAUUCCCUACCUGAAAUUGGAUCAAAUUCUGGGCCUUCUAUUUCUUCUCAUUUAAGAAAGAGUAUUGAUAGACUUGGUUCCGGGAAUAUUGAACAACAGAGAAAUCCUACUGUGGGAAGCCAAUUUUCUCAUCCUCAAAUAAUUGAGUAUUAUGGGGAUACCACUCCUCAAGCAGAAGAUUCUGAGCCUGUCUCUGAUCAAGACCCCAAGCUUGUUAGCCAAGAGACUGAGUUUAUUAGUGCAAACUUUUAUAAGAAAGAGAAUCCUAUAAUAAUCACUGAAAGUGGGAUUGAAGAAUUUCAUUAUGAAGAAAUGGAGGAUGACUAUGACGAAAAACAUGAUGAAAGUCAAGAUCUCAACAAUAGAGUUGAGACCUAUCAUUUAGAAGACUUAAGCUCCCAGAUUAUUGAAGAGAAGGCAGAAGAAGAUGAAACCACUACUAAUCAGGUGAUUACAAAUAAAGAGUACGAACACUUCUCUUCAAAUGCAGAUAUUGACUCAGAUGAUGAUACCAAGAUACUUGAUGAAGCAAGUGUGUCUAGAAGGAGUAUCAACUCAAGCCUUAUAAAUAUCAAGAAGGUUAAGGUCUUUGGAAGGAAGAGUGUACUUUAGUAUAAAUUGAAUUAUCUUCCUUAAUUUUCCUAUUCAACUUA
Molecule: messenger RNA, 2138 nt
Organism: Moneuplotes crassus
Lineage: Eukaryota; Ciliophora; Spirotrichea; Euplotida; Euplotidae
Source: the annotation of a GenBank genome assembly